ACUUAUGAAGAAGGGCCUCCUCACGAAACAAGACAUCCAGGAACCGAACCGAUACUAUGAAUUGUCCUUCAAGAGUUGACGAGGUACUUGACCAUGAUGGCUGGAACCAGAACCCCUCGAGCCUGUCUGGAGACACAACAACUCGCGCAGACCUGAACGGCAUUGUCAAUGCGAGGGACCGUCGCGACAACCAAAAUAUCGAGCCAGACGAUCGCGGGGAGUUCGCCGCCGAUAGCAAACAUGAUGCCGAAAAAUUCGGUCGACUAAGGUGGGGUACGCCAGGCAGUGCUGGAGGCAAGGAGGCCUCGGCUGACGCUGGUAAGAAAAGACCUGACGAUGGAUCCGACAAUCAGGCACCAGUCGUUUCCAAUGUUCCCCGCGACCAUCCGAAUCACCGUGCAGGCGUGGCUCAGAGGGUGUGGCAAGCCGUCCUGAAAUUCGGUGGUUUUAUUGGACCCGGUCCGUUCUCAAAAACGCUGAUGUGGUGACCCGGGCUAUCAAGCUGACUACUGCCCUCAACGCUCAGGUUUCAUGAUAGCAGUGGCAUAUAUUGAUCCUGGCAACUACUCGACUGAUGUCGCGGCUGGCUCUACCUACAGGUUCAAGCUUCUGUUUAUUAUUCUAAUGUCCAAUCUUUUUGCUAUCUUCCUACAGUCGCUGUGCAUCAAACUUGGCACUGUUACCGGUUUGAAUCUUGCCGAGCACUGCAGGGCGCACUUGCCUAGAUGGCUCAACUACUUGCUCUACUUCUUGGCCGAGAGCGCUAUUAUUGCUACAGAUAUCGCCGAGGUAACGGUCUCCACCUUUUACGUUCUACUCUAGAGUAUUGUGACUUACAGCUCCUUUAGGUGAUUGGCUCAGCCAUAGCGCUAAACAUUCUGAUCAAAGUUCCACUGGUUGCAGGAUGCGCCCUCACACUGGUCGAUGUUCUUGUAAUUCUCAUUUUUUAUAACCCUUCUGGCUCUAUGCGGCGUCUCCGGUGUUUUGAGUUCUUCGUGAUGGCGCUGGUCCUGGGCGUGGUCAUUUGCUUUUGUAUUCAACUCUCUUAUAUUGAAGGCGUUUCGGUUGGGGAGGUGUUCAAAGGUUACAUCCCUUCGUCUUCUAUUGUAGAAGCUCAAGGGUAUGUUCUCUACUCCUGUCGCCAAUUCGCCGAUAGUAGGCUCUAUACUCAUGCAAUUCUCCUAGUCUCUACCUUAGCUGUGGUAUUCUCGGCGCGACGGUCAUGCCUCAUAGUCUCUAUCUCGGAAGCGGAGUCGUCCAAGCACGUCUUCGAGAAUUUGAUACUAAGUUAGGACACCUCCCUGCCCUGUCCUCUAACUCUUCAUCUUUCUCCCUAGACAGCGUCAAAUACCGCCCUUCCCUACCCGCCAUACGCAACUGUCUAGGCUACUCCAUCGUCGAGCUAGCGAUCGCCCUCUUUACAUUCGCCCUCUUCGUUAAUAGCUCCAUCCUCAUUACCGCCGGCGCCUCCCUCUCAAACAACACUUCGGCGCAAGACGCAGACCUCUUCGGCAUCCACGAUUUAUUAUCUUCAACCAUUGCCCCGGUUGCCGGUACUAUUUUCGCUCUGGCUCUCUUGCUCAGCGGCACGUCGGCAGGGAUUGUGGCAACCAUCGCAGGUCAAAUGGUCAGCGAAGGUGCUCUCAAUUGGAAACUCGCACCCUGGUUGCGUCGCUUGCUCACUCGAUCGAUAUCCAUCACCCCUAGCAUCAUUAUUGCUGCUGCGGUGGGACGGAAUGGUUUGACUGCCGCGCUUAAUGGCACGCAGAUUGCAUUGAGCGUCAUCUUGCCGUUUGUGUCAGCGCCGUUGAUUUACUUCACUUGCCGCAACAAAUAUAUGACUGUCAGCACGGAUGAUGGUGGUAGUGUGAAGAUGAGAAAUCAUUGGAUUACUGCUGUUUUUGCGGUGCUGAUAUGGUUGGUCAUUGCUGUGAUGAAUGUUGCGCUAUUGGUGCUUGUUGGGUUGGGCAAGGCG
This is a messenger RNA of Tuber aestivum (summer truffle), 1975 nucleotides long. The record is from the annotation of a GenBank genome assembly. Lineage: Eukaryota; Fungi; Ascomycota; Pezizomycetes; Pezizales; Tuberaceae.